AUGCUGAUCCUCAACACGCUGAUCCUGAGCACGCACCCUGCUCAGUCCCCUCCUGUACUCCCUGUUCACUCAUGACUGCACAGCUAAGCACGACAGAACAGUGGUAGGCCUGAUCACCGACAACGAUGAGACAGCUUAUAGGGAGGAGGUCAGAGACCUGGCCAUGUGGUGCCAGGACAACAACCUCUCAACGUGAUCAACAUGAUCAAGACAAAGGAGAUGAUUGUGGACUACUACUAUAAAUCAUUGAGUGAGUCACAACUACGUGACAUUGCUUAAUCGGCAACUGAGGCUCAAACCUGUUUAGGGACUUGUACCUUAUGAAGCCUUAUGCAUCCAUUUGCCUGCAUCGAAAGUGUUGUUAAAAUUAAGAUUUCACAACCUGUCACAUGAAUGACUACAGGAACCAGAAUGCACCACAACAGUCAGCCAAUAGUAUCGCAGGUUGUGUUGAGGAAUUGAAUGCACGCGGUGUUUCUUCACUUCCUGGUUUAAAGAUGGCGGAUGAGAAUGAGACAGCACCGAAGCCGGAGAAAGAAGAGGAAGUAGAAGAAGACCAUGGACAUUGCAGUGAUUGCGAAAAUGAAGAGCAUCACUUUGAUGAUGGUGACAAGGUCCAGGGAGAUGACAGCGGUGCCAAGAAGAAGAAAAACAAAAAGAAGAAGAAGAAGUCUGGGGCAAAUAAAGAACCUGCAGAGGAGGAUCCGCUAGGCAAGGUGAACUCGCUGCCUGCUGAUAAGCUGCAGGAGAUCCAAAAGGCAAUUGAACUUUUCUCUGUAGGCCAGGGCCCUGCCAAAACCAUGGAGGAGGCAAGCCGACGCAGCUACCAGUUCUGGGACACACAGCCCGUCCCCAAGCUAGGGGAGAUGGUGACAUCACAUGGUUCCAUCGAGCCUGACAAAGACAACAUCCGGGAGGAGCCCUACAGCCUUCCUCCAGGCUUCACGUGGGACGCCUUGGACCUGGGCAAUGCCGCUGUGCUGAAGGAGCUGUACACUCUGCUCAAUGAGAACUACGUGGAGGAUGAUGACAACAUGUUCCGCUUCGACUACUCCCCAGAGUUUCUGCUCUGGGCUCUGCGCCCCCCCGGCUGGCUGCCCCAGUGGCACUGUGGGGUGAGGGUGAAUUCCAACCAGAAGCUGGUGGGCUUCAUCAGUGCCAUCCCUGCCAACAUCCGCAUCUAUGACCAAGAUAAGAAGAUGGUGGAGAUCAACUUCCUGUGCGUCCACAAGAAGCUGCGCUCUAAGCGGGUAGCGCCAGUCCUGAUCCGAGAGAUCACCAGAAGGGUCAACCUGAAGGGCAUCUUCCAGGCUGUCUACACCGCUGGUGUGGUACUGCCCAAACCUGUGGGCACCUGCAGGUACUGGCAUCGCUCUCUGAACCCACGCAAGCUGAUCGAGGUGAAGUUCUCUCACCUGAGCCGGAACAUGACUAUGCAACGCACCAUGAAGCUGUACCGUCUGAAUGAGUCCCCAAAGACGUCUGGCUUGCGGCCGAUGACCAGGAAGGAUGUCCCGGCCGUGCAUCGCCUGCUCCUGGAGUAUCUGAGCCAGUUCCACCUGGCCCCUGUCAUGAGCCCCGAGGAGGUGGAGCACUGGCUGCUGCCCCAGGAGAGCAUCAUAGACACCUACCUGGUCGUAUCCUCUGGGGGCAAGGUGACGGACUUCCUGAGCUUCUACACGCUCCCCUCUACUAUCAUGAACCAUCCAGUGCACCGCAGCCUCAAGGCAGCCUACUCCUUCUACAACGUGCACACCACCACCACCCUGCUGGACCUGAUGUCUGACGCACUCAUUCUGGCCAAGUCGAAAGGGUUUGACGUUUUCAAUGCACUGGACCUGAUGGAGAAUAAGACUUUCCUUGAGAAGCUCAAGUUUGGCAUCGGAGAUGGGAAUCUACAGUAUUAUCUGUACAAUUGGAAGUGUCCUAGCAUGGGAUCAGAGAAGGUUGGCUUAGUACUACAGUGACAUCCAACCCCCCACCCCCCCCCCCCACUGAGCGUCACAGUUAGGCCAGGAGACCACAAAACGCACUGACCACCUGACAGAUGGACCGAUGGACUUCCUGCUUCAGGAAAGAGAACCCACCGCCCAUUUUUACUUCUUGACCUUUGAACUUUGACCUGCACUACCGCUGCCAGGCAGGGAGUCGGGGGAGUUGGUCCUUCUCCAUGCUCUCUCUCUCUCCCUCCCAUCACAUGGACCUUAAGCCAUUUUAGUUACCAUCCCAACUGAAGUCUGUCAUGAUUGUACUAGAUAUCUUAUACACACACUGCACAAUUCGCCAAAUAACACACACAACAUACAUGUACAGUAAGACCGACAUGACAGGAAAAUUAUACUAACACAUACUGACCCAGGGGUAGGCAACUCCAGUCCUCCGGGGCCUGAUUGGUGUCACAUCUUUUCUUCAUCCCUAGCAAACACAGCUGAUUUAAUCAAAUUGCAUUCUAAACUGAAAAUCGUGGUUAUUGGAGUCAGGUGUGUUAGCUGUGGCUGGGACACCAAGCAGGCCCUCGACUGGAAUUGCCCAUCCCUGCACUAGACGCUAACAUUUUAUAUUCAUUCAUGUGUGCAAUGCGCUUUUUCAAAACAAAUCUCUCAUCAUCCCCGAAGUACAGUGUUAGAGAGAAAAAAAUCGAAACAAUCAAAAACAUUUAAAAAGGAAGACCUAAAAAAAUAAAAAAAAGAUAAGGAAAUUAAUAUCCAAAGUGGACACAAGACAAGGGCUUCUGUCAAUGUUUUUCUUCUUUUGCUAUUGAAGCUUGAAACUGCAGAUUUACUAUCAACCCGUCCAUUUUCUUCACUGUACGUGUUCUAGACUUGACUCUGUACACAGCUGACCGAGGGGUAAAUGAGGGGUUUUGUCCUUCAUCUUUUUCUUUUAUAUAUAUAUAUAUUUUUUGUCCCAUCUUUACUAACUGUCAUGACCUAUUCAGAAGCCCUGUUCAGAAGAAAAUACAACGAUGACCGUAUAAAUGGAACAGCUUUCAAUAAGAACUUAACAAAGUGGAGUAGUUCGGACUGUUAUUUUUAAUGUUCUUUUUUUGAAAGCUGCGGCCGGGAGAGCAGUUAUUUGGAGUAUGGAAAUGGUUGGGUGGGGGCUGCUGAGACUGGGCACGGAAGGGACUGGAUACUGUUUGUGGGUAGAACACCUCUGAAAUUGAGAAUUAAAACUGUCAAGGAUUUGGGGACCUGGGCCGGGGAGGGGGCUGGGUAACACCCCAAGUAAACCUAUUUGUUUUUAUGUAGAGUGUUGGAAACCGAAAUGAAUAACUGGUCUCAUGGUUUUAUGAUGCAGGAAAACAAAUGUGAAGAUGCAGGGGAAUUUUUGUGCAAAAUAAAAUAUAGAAGUUGCUGUGAGGUUU
Oncorhynchus kisutch (coho salmon) is the source of this 3367-nucleotide messenger RNA. RefSeq names its product glycylpeptide N-tetradecanoyltransferase 1-like. Gene Ontology annotation, molecular function: glycylpeptide N-tetradecanoyltransferase activity. The record is from RefSeq and is a predicted model, not a curated record. The transcript has 12 exons. Bases 390 to 1967 code for a protein of 525 amino acids. Gene Ontology annotation, cellular component: cytoplasm. NCBI's taxonomy places the organism in Eukaryota, Metazoa, Chordata, Actinopteri, Salmoniformes, Salmonidae. Gene Ontology annotation, biological process: N-terminal peptidyl-glycine N-myristoylation.